This is a messenger RNA of Gilbertella persicaria, 1190 nucleotides long. RefSeq lists its product as uncharacterized. The transcript has 5 exons. Gene Ontology annotation, cellular component: NuA4 histone acetyltransferase complex; Swr1 complex. Lineage: Eukaryota; Fungi; Mucoromycota; Mucoromycetes; Mucorales; Choanephoraceae. The record is from RefSeq and is a predicted model, not a curated record. Gene Ontology annotation, molecular function: histone binding. Gene Ontology annotation, biological process: regulation of transcription by RNA polymerase II; chromatin remodeling. The coding region runs from base 298 to 1131 and encodes 277 amino acids.
CUCUCCUCUCGCUUUUUUUUCCUUUUCGCUUGUACAACAUUUGUAUAUAUUUAGUGGCAAUUAUUGUAUGGUCAAUCAAACUUAAUAACUUAAUAUACUAUUCAAAAACACCACUGCAAUAUGAGUGAAUAUUAUCAAGACAUUAAGAUUAUUUGUCAGAACCAUAUCAUGAAAGGAAGCCUAAAAGCAUCUGAAGGACAUCCAUGGCGAAAUUGGAAAAUCAGAGUCGUUGCUAUCGACAACCAUCACCGAGAAAAAAAGGGCAAGCUGAACAUACUGCUGGAUCACGUGGAAUAUAUGCUACACCCUACCUUUGAGAAUCCCAGGCGUGUUUUUGCCAGAGAGCCUUAUUUGUUACAAGAAAAGGGUUGGGGUGAGUUUGAUAUGCGUGUCGUCCUCCAUUUUGCACAUCAAUUGGCAGAGCCUGAAAACAUCUUUUUUGACCUUCAUUUUCGAGAACACACUUAUACCAUUUUACAUAGAAUCAAUUUUGUCCAUCCUUCACCUGAUCUUGUGCGUCUGUUGAAUACAGAACCCGAACCAAUGUAUCAUGACAGCAUAAAGAAGAGACGCGCAAGUCCGCCUCUGUUGGCAGCCAAGAAGAUCAAAACACCGCCUACAGUCUCUUCGCCAGCACAGUUUAGUGAUGGUCCUCUUACACCUUACAGUAAAUAUCCAACAUCACCCUCUAACAAUGACAUUGAAUCAGACGAUGUAUUUCGAAAUCUACAUGGUCGACAGAUAAAAGAUGGAGUGAUUAUUGAUAACGUAUAUGAUGAAAAGGAUGUUGACAAUGUGCAUUCAAUACAUAAAUCAGCCAUAGACGAUCGUAUUCGAAAAGCAUGGGGAUUGCCUAUGGGUUUAGAUAUGUUGGAAUUAGCAAGACGACUCAGCACAAGAUCACCAGAAGAAAUUACAGAAAUAGAAACACUUAUUUUAACCCAUAGAAAAGACGAUAUGUUAUUAGAAGACAAUGAAGAUGAAUUCAUGGUCGAUUUGUAUUCUUUAGGACCUGAACUGCUAAACCUAUUAUGGGAAUACACAGAAAAUAAAACCCAAUUACAGAACACGACCGAAAUGUCACCCUUUUCACUUGUACAAGCAAAUACCAACAUGAUGGAAUACGAUUAAAAAAAAAAGAAAGAAAGAAACCUUGUUUAUUUCAGCAAACAAUAAUAAAAAAAAAAAAA